Molecule: messenger RNA, 876 nt
Organism: Microthlaspi erraticum
Lineage: Eukaryota; Viridiplantae; Streptophyta; Magnoliopsida; Brassicales; Brassicaceae
Source: the annotation of a GenBank genome assembly
AUGCCAUACGGAAAUUGUACUCAAGGGAACUCGAACACGGAGCCUUUUAUAGCCGGACAUAACAUGAUCCUCGCACACGCAAAGGCAGUUCAAAUAUACCAUACUAAAUAUCAGAAAGAACAAAAGGGAAUCAUUGGCAUGGUGGUACAAACAUCUUGGUUUGAACCUAUAAGCGACUCUAUUGCAGACAAAAAAGCUGCAGAAAGAGCUCAAUCUUUUUACUCAAACUGGAUUCUAGAUCCUGUUGUAUAUGGAAAAUAUCCGGAAGAAAUGGUGAAACUCCUUGGAUCAGCCUUGCCACGAUUUUUAAGCAGUGAAUUGAAGAGCCUAAAAAACUAUAAAUCAGACUUUUUGGGUAUUAAUCACUAUACAAGUUACUUCGUACAAGAUUGUUUGGUCUCUGCUUGUAAUUCUGGAGAUGGAGCUUCUAAAAGUGAAGGACUUGCCCUCAAAUUAGAUAGGAAAGGCAAUGUUACAAUCGGAGAACUUACUGAUGUAGGUUGGCAGCACAUUCAUCCUGAAGGAUUUCGAAAGAUGUUGAAUUACCUAAAAGAUAGGUACCGCAACAUACCAAUGUUCAUCACUGAAAACGGUUUUGGAGAUUUGCAAAAGCCUAACACGACGGUUAAAGAACUUCUGCAUGAUACAAAAAGGAUACAAUACUUGAGUGGAUAUUUGGAUGCUCUGAAAUCAGCAAUAAGGGAUGGAGUAAAUGUGAAGGGCUAUUUCGCAUGGUCGCUAUUAGAUAAUUUCGAGUGGUUUUUUGGAUACACGGUUCGAUUUGGGCUAUUCCACGUGGAUUAUAAAACUCUCAAAAGAACACCAAAGAAAUCAGCUUCUUGGUACAAGAACUUCAUUAAACAGCACGUGAACUAA